Molecule: messenger RNA, 1671 nt
Organism: Spirodela intermedia
Lineage: Eukaryota; Viridiplantae; Streptophyta; Magnoliopsida; Alismatales; Araceae
Source: the annotation of a GenBank genome assembly
AUGGCCGUCGAUCGCAUCGCCGUCAACGGCCACCGGGGCGACGGCGUAGUCGCCAACGGGCGCCACGAGGACGUUGGUGUGGUCGUCAACGGGGAGGGGGAUGACCGUAGGGUUUCGAAGAAGCUGCGGAAGUUCCCGAUCAGCGCGGAGGAGAUACGUCAGGAGUUCGGCCACCACGACCGGGGGAUUGCGCGAGUGAACAAUGGGAGCUUCGGGAGCUGCCCGGCGUCGGUUCUGGCGGCGCAGAAACGGCUGCAGGAACUGUGGCUCAGGCAUCCGGAGGCCUUCUUCUAUGACGUGCUCCAGCCGUCCAUCCUCAGGUCGCGCCAGGUGAUUCGAUCGCUCAUCAACGCCGAAUACGUGGAGGAGGUGUCCAUCGUCGACAACGCCACGACCGCCGCCGCCAUCGUGUUCCAGCACGUCCAGCGGGCGUUCUACGAGGGGGUGUACGAGAAAGGCGACUCCAUAGUGAUGCUCCACUACGCCUACGGAUCAGUGAAGAAGUCGGCGCAGGCAUACGUGGCUCGCGCGGGGGGUAACGUGGUGGAGGUGCCGCUGCCGUUCCCGGUUAAGUCGGAGGAGGAGGUGGUGGUCCAGUUCAGGAAGGCUCUGGAGGCGGCCAAGGACGGGGGCAGAAGGAAGGUUCGCCUGGCCGUGAUCGACCACAUCACCUCGAUGCCCAGCGUCGUCAUUCCGGUGAAGCGGCUGACGAAGAUCUGUCGGGAGGAAGGCGUCGAACACGUAUGGUGCCGUUUAUCUCCCGUCAUGGAUUGAAUUUCAAUUUUCAAUUUGGUGGAUGAAAGGAUUUCUGAUUGUUCUUCAAUGGAUGAGCGGCUUUCAAAUUAUGCUUCCAUGGAUGAACGGAUUUCAAAUUGUACUUCCAUGAAUGAACGGAUUUCAAAUUGUACUUCCAUGGAUGAACGGAUUUCAAAUUGUACUUCCAUGGAUGAGUGGAUUUGAAUUCACUAUAUUGGUGAUGAUUGGGUCCAGGUGUUUGUCGAUGCGGCACACGCAAUUGGGAAUGUGGAGGUGGACAUGAAGGAAAUUGGUGCCGAUUUCUACGCGAGCAACCUGUACAAGUGGUUCUUCUGCCCGCCGUCGGCCGCGUUCCUCUACUGCCGGAAGUCUCCCACCUCGCCGGAUCUUCACCACCCGGUCGUGUCCAGCGAGUACGGGAAGGGUCUGCCGAUGGAGAGCGGCUGGGUCGGAGCCCGGGACUACACCGUGCAGCUCGUCGUCCCCGACGCGGUGGACUUCGUGAACAGAUUCGAAGGGGGUGUCGCGGGUAUCACCAGGAGAAACCACGAGAAGGUUCUUGAAAUGGGGGAGAUGCUUGCCGACGCCUGGGGGACUUGCCUCGGCAGCCCGCCCGCAAUGACCUGCAGCAUGGUCAUGGUGGGCUUGCCCAGUUCUCUGGGCGUUGCAAGCGACAAAGACGCGCAGAAGCUGAGGCGACAUCUGCGGGAAGUUUUCCGAGUCGAGGUCCCCAUUUACUACAACUCCCCAAAGGAAGGCGACGAUGGGCCCCUGGAACCCAUAAACCGUACAGCUGCGUACGCCAGAAUCUCCCACCAGGUUUACAACGUGGCGGACGACUACUACAAACUUAGAGAUGCUGUGAGAAAGCUCGUCGUGGACGGGUUCACUUGCAGGUCUCUUUCUUCUAACUGA